Messenger RNA from Spirometra erinaceieuropaei, 28231 nucleotides. NCBI's taxonomy places the organism in Eukaryota, Metazoa, Platyhelminthes, Cestoda, Diphyllobothriidea, Diphyllobothriidae. The record is from the annotation of a GenBank genome assembly.
AUGGGGAUCCAGCUUGCCAGAACCAUUUUCUGCUUUCUGCUGGUGACGGUCAUCAAAGGUCUGUGCAAUUUUAUAUGCGAUCUUGACCGUGUAAUAUUCGCGUCUUCCUCAGCGUGCAUUUAAAAUAAAAAUAUCUAUUUCUGAAACCCGCACUAACGAGUCGAUGUGUGUUUAAUACUUUUUUUCUUACCUUUUUUACCGGGCACUUUUUUGUUCCAAGUAGCAUAAUGCUUGACAAAUAAGAGCUUCUUCUUCUUCUUCUUCUUCUUCUUCUUCUUCUUCUUCUCGAUUUUGGCUUUAGCCGCGCACCUUGUUCACCUUAGCGUGAAGUUGCCCGCUUGCUCGAUAGGCGUGGUCGCGCUGGACACAAAUGCGCGGCUUGAGCGAAAUUUUUACUUUGCAGUUUUUGUGAGCCCCACAGAUGUAUUUGUUUGCGUGCAUAUAUUCUGAAUUAUGACGCCGGUAAAGACAAAUUUAGUAAAUGUCCAGAGGGAAGCUCUUCGUACAUCUGUCUAUUGUUUUUUAAAAACCAGCUUUGCUGAAUGAGAUAACUAUGCAGGGUUAUCACGUAAACCAGGACUCAGGAUUAAGAGCGGCUCUUCUUACCUCUGGUAUUCUCAUAUAAAGUCUUUACUUCAUAGAGUGCGUAACCGAAUACUUCUGGGGCGCACAGUCAGCGGUCUGUACAUUUGAACAUUUCUAUCCUUGUUAAACUACAGUGCUUUCUUUGCUGCCUUCUAAUUUCCUCAGUAAUUAUUUACGAUGUUGAAGUAGAUCAGUUUAUUCAAGGUCUAUAGGCUCAGACCGAGAAUUUCAUGCAUAAAUAUUUGGGCAAAAACCAUCCUCCACAGCAGGUAACCGCGUAAUAUUCAUUAACUGCCCACAGGCAGUUAGCAGUAUACCAUACUAACAGCACAGGUACUAGCCAAAAGCUCAUACACGCGUGUUUCGCCAAUAUUCUGCCACUGCAUGGCACAGCUACGAGGAAGUCGAUUCAUCAGUGCGUCGUCCUAACCGGCGGUUGGUAGUUAAUGAAUAUUACGCAGCUACCCUCUGUGGCUGAUGGACGUCCGACCAAAUAUUGACACAUAAAACUUAGGUUUGAGACCAUAGACCUAAAAAAUAUUGACCAACCCCGAUUUCGCAGCUAAUUUUUGAGGAAACUAAAAAGCUACAAUCUCGUAAUUGGUGUGCCUACCAAAAAAACAGACGGAGAAUGCUGGGGGACCAAGUAACUAGUCGAAUCCCUCGAAGCUGCGUCAGGCAGCCGCAGAAUAACGGCGAAAUACGCGUGUAUGGGCUUUUGGCUAGUAUCUACGCAGUUGGUAUGGUAUCCACUUACUCUAAAUUACUUUCUUUGCCCCUAUGUGAAUUCUAAAUUUCGAGAUUUCUGUUUAACCAGUUUUCAUUGGGUUCAAAACUAAGGAUUCCAACUCCAGUUCUUAUAAUUCUCAUCAUGUGAGGAAAUAAAAAAUUACAUUCAGACUGCAGUGCGCGACCGAACCACGCGCCGUUUAGGGGGCUAUCUGCGUAGUUUGGUUGUGGUGAACGACUCAGAUAAAUAGCAGCCUCCCAGGCCUUGGAUGAUACGGAGCGUCAGCAUAGGGUUCCUUAUCAUUUGCCUAAGACGAAAUAUUUUUGUUUUGAAAAAACCCAGUCCUUGAAGGCUAUUGGUCCUUUAGGAGAGUAUUGAUGACUUUCAUAUUCCAAGGCCUCCAUGCCUCCACAGCGUAAUCCAGUUGUGGCCACACAGACGUUCUUCGUACUUAAAUAAAGCUUUAUUCGCCAAAGCUGGCAACGGCGCGCUCGAUGAAUAACAGCGUCGGCAUCAUGGGACAUGUGACCUUUGCACAGUGUGGCGAUUGGUUCUAAUCCAUCAGCCGAACCCCUUUUCCGCUCCCAUCUCCUAGACUAGUGUAAAAUUGAAGGAUUGUGUCCUGUUGUUCAAAAUCCGAAGUUUUCCUUUCCGAUAGAAGGGGCAUUUGCCACAUCUAAGGCUUGAGGCCACCUUAUCAAACACUGCCUGAGCUGACCUAGACCUGUUGACAAUUAUUCUUUAUCGGUUUUAUUUAAGAGUGCGCUAAACCUAAGCGUCAUCUGCGAACAUAAUAACACACCGGAAGCAUUCAUCGAUGAACAGGACAAAACAAAUAGAGGAAGGACUCUCACUUCCGUUGCUUGGUGACCAACAAAUAUAUUUUCCUCCUACCUUUAGGGGGUUUUCCCUCACACCAACGCGGUGUAGGCUCUGCAGAAGACGCUACUGUGGUUAGAGCGUGCGGAAUCGUUGCCGCAUAUCAGAAAGAUGCCGUCGCUCAAAGAAUUACAUUAAUUCGCAUUUGAAAACUUUUUGCUUUAUCUAUCGGAACUUUAUCUACCCUUUAUUGAUCGGCGGUCAUUUUGGCCAUUUUGCGUUACAAUCAACUUAAAGAACUUAGGCAGGAAACUAAAAAGUUACAAUUUCUAAAUUGGUGUGCCUACCAAAAACAGACGGAGCCUUAGUCGUCUUCCUUGUAUCCGCCUUUAACGUAGGAGUCUGGCCCAAAUAAUCACCUUAAGACAAUCAGAACCGCAACCCCACCAAAGUAAUUCCUUCUGACCGAAAACGCAUUUCAGAAUUUCGGUUAACACUUCAUGAGACCGGCUACUGACUGUAGUUGUUCCUGAAAUUAAUGCUCCUGUCGACGUGAUAGUUUUACCAUAGCUCUUGCUCGUAGUCUACUUUCCUCGGAAGCCUCGUCUUUAGACGUUAAAACCAGCUGAUUAUCUUUGUUUUCGAGUUGGAACAGCUUUUGUUGAUAGUCUCGUGAAGGAAAGCUGAAAAUUCCAGUCAGUCGUCGACUACACAUGCGGAGAAUCUGGACGUUCAGUAUUUUGUAAUUAUUUACGUACUAACAACACAGGUAUUAGCUAAACGCCAGCAAGUACGGUAAAUAAUUGCUCAAUUCCAUACUACUGGCUGCCUGUUGGCGGUUUGGGAAUACUACGCGCUUAUUUCGCAGCAGCUCGAAAAUUCAUAUCAGAUUUCGGACCUUGCCUGCAAUGCUCUGUUCCGAAAGAUUUACUCCGGGUUCGCUCGCUAAAUUCCUCGGAAAUUUAACACGGCAAGUAGACAUUCAGUUCUUCGUUUUUUCUGACCCUGGUGGUGCGGUCAGAUACGGAGGAAAGUGAAUACUCUCACUAUAGGGUUACGAAACUACUUAUGCCGUGAAACGGCUGCCGUGCGCUUCUGUCACAAAAGAUCCAAACAGUCGUCACGGAGUUGACGAUAGGACGUCUUGGAAGGGAGAUGGGUUUUUGUUUCGUGCGAGAAGGUGGGCUAACUCAUGAAAAGUCUCACAAUCAGGAACUUUUUAAAAUCAAAUUAUGUCCGUCCUUUAAGUAUAAAAUUGAAAGAAGACGUAUUUGUCUAUCGAACGAACAAAAGAAUCAAUGUGUUUAUGCAUGUUUUCCAUGAAAUAGGAUUGCACUUUUAGGGAUAUCGAAAAUCAAUGAGGAAAGUGCAUGCUGCUUGGGUGGUCAUUUUUUACAGAGUGUAGUUCCCAGAUGCAGUCGAAAGGAAGAGUAUUUGAAAGCCAGCAGCCUGAGGUAACUGAAUUAUUAUUUAAUAAUACCGCAGACCGAUUAGUUUUACAAGCCUACUAAAUUAUUAUUUUGAAAACGAAAACGCAUUUUGGAAUUUCGGUUGACAUUUCAUGAGUUAGCCCACCUACUGUAAGUAGCAUGCAUUUUUCUCAUUUAUUUUCGAUGCAUCUAAAAAUUCAGUAGUUUUGCAUGGGAAGCAUGCAUAAAAAAAUAUUCAUUCCUUUGUAUUUCGGUAGAAAAUUGCGUCUUCUUCCAAUUUUUUGCUCAAAAAAUUCUAUAAAUCGGUUUAUAAAAACUUUUUCAAUUCCCGAAUAAUUUUGAACCCGACUCGGCGUUACACUUGCAUGCAGGGUUUCCAAACUACAAACCGUAUAUUUUUUGCGUACAAAAAAUCAUACAUUUCUCUAGAGUAUUAAGAGGAGACUGUGCUAGGUUCCCAAAAUUAAGCAGCGGAUUUGGUCCCGAUUAUAAACUUUCCAAACGGCCUUAGUAAAUGUAAAGACACAAUAUUUUAUGAACGGGCAUUUCACGGCAUUAAAAAAUCUCACAAUUAAAAACUUUUUCAAACCCGACUUUUAACUUUUGUUCUAGCAUAUAAUUGGUCUAAGACGUAAUCUUCUACCGAUUGAGCAAAAAAUGAAUAUUCUUACGCAUGUUUCCCAUGAAAUACAAUUGCAUUUUAGGACAUUGAAAAUCAAUGAGAAAAAUGCAUGCUUCUUAUGGUGUCAUUUUUUAAAAUCCAUGGUUGCUACAUGCAGCCGAAAAGAAGUUCGUUCGAAAGCUGACAUCCUGGGAAAACUGAAUGAUUAUUGAAUUAUAUUGCAGACCAAUUAGUUUUACAACCAUACUCAAUUAAUCUUUCGAAAACGAAGACACAUUUCGUAAUUUCGGUUUACAUUUAAUGAGUUUGCCCACUUACUGUAAGUUUACUUCUAUGUCUUGCGCAGUAAUCAGAUUUCAGAGCGAUAAAGGAACUCAUGAUCAGGACGCUAAAUCGGUUAUUUGACUACAGGAGCACCUGCUGAUUUUAGUUUAUUUUGGCUUGCAGUUAGUCUUUUUUCUUCCUGAGGUUUUCCGGCUGAACACCGAUUGCUGCCGCACAAUCAAAAUGCCGCGAAAAUUGUUUAUAAAAGUACUUUUACUCACGCACAUGUAAAACAAGUUUUAAUUUGGCAAAUCAAAGCUGUGGAGAUUGAGCCUGGCUUUCCAACUGACUGUGGGCUACCGACUGUCCAACGCGAGGACAAAGAGGAGGCCGAGGGUAUGAAGGUCCGCGCAACACCUCACAGCUGGCCCUGGCAUGUAAGCAAAUGUUUAAUGUGCCCUUAAUACGGCAAUGGUAAGGGGUUGCAAAAAAAUUGUGCAACAUAAACAAACCCCUAAUCCUCCUUCCACAGCUCCAUAACAGAAGUAAUGAUGCAUCAUACAAUAAUUCUGGCGAUUUGAAGGCCAAUAUUACCUUUUGGACCCUUCAACGAAACUAAAGCUUAAUUUGUACCAUUUCAAACGAAAGCUUUUUCCCUGAAAUUAAACAGAAGACGUUGAGAAGUUUUAUUACAUCACCACCAAUUGGAAAUGCAAACAAGUAGAUGAUUGUACAAAUAAACACCAGUCAGACCACGCUGUUUCAUUACUUUAAACCAGUUAAAAAUGCAAAUCUCGUAGAAGUGCCACGUAUUUUGGCUCGCCUCUUCGAAUAAGUGCAUGGUUAUACACGCAGAUUUCUGUCGGCCCACUCUGUGCAUUUAACAGACAUUUAAAUUUUCAGCACAGGAUAAGCGGCUCUUAUCUAGAUUUGGAGGCGACUUAGUAUACAUAACGACAGCUUGACGAAACAGCCUACACUAUUCUGCGUACUGACAGACCUGUAGCGGCUAAGCGGUGAUGGUGUACGCUCAGUACGCCACAACUUCAGGCCAUAUCCCAAGUUGUUAGAAGCAGGACGCCAUUUGGUAAGGACACUUUAUCCUGUACAAAAUAGUGAAGGGGAAGUUGGCAACCGGACGAGGAUGCAUCCGGCGCCGCGGAGGCGGCGUCCGCGAGAGCGACGAGCCCAGUGUCGCCGAAGGUCGCCGCUGCAGAUUUUUUACGCUAGUGGUCUGGCUGUGUCCGCCAUUGUACCAAUCAGCAAGAUGAUUUGUGUUGAUUGGCUCAGAGCCCACGCGAAGGUACUGACACGCCUCGCAUGGUGCAGGCAGAAAAUCGACCAGGUGCGUGGUGCAUACAGUGAAUUGCAACGAGACAAAUCGAAGCCGGGCAGACGUGCGUGCCAUAGCAGGCUGUCGCUGGGACGUAAGUGCAGGCGCUAGCGAGAGGCGCGACGUAGCCAUUAUGGCUGUCCACUACAGAUCCAUUGUUUGGCCAAUAAUGGAGAUCAUAAAUUUGAAUCAAAAAUGAAUCAUUGCGCCUCAAAACUGGCGACACAUGUGGCCGGCAGGAAACGGGUAUAGAUUAAAAAACCGGACAAGGUUCGGAUACGUUGCCCCGAUCCCAAGAUUACGUGCAUGAUGGACAUUCAAAGUAAUGAAAGCCAAGGGAGAAGUUUAAAUCGUUAGUACGGAAAGUAUCCGAGGCGGAAAUGGAAAGGCAACCUGCUGUAUGACAAAUUUGCCUCGAGAUUGAUGGAAGCCUAGAAUUCCGGCAUUAGACCUGGCUGACAGGACACGCGGAGCGGCAUUACCGCAAACCUAACGAUAACCUCAAAAGCAAACGUAAUCAUUAACGAAAUUAUAAACCUAACACAAGCCCUUAAAUAAACACUUAACCAGACUCUAAGGCUAGCACAAACCCUAGACUUAAAUCUAAGCCUAACCCCUAUACUUACUUAGAUCCUGACCCUAACUCAAACCCUAACCCUAACCACAACCCUAACCCUAACCCCAACCUUGAAACUAAACGUAAACCUAAACCGACAUUCAAACCCUAGCUCUAAUUAGAACCCUUAAACUUAACAGAAACUCUAAGCCUAGACUCAAUUCUUAGCCUGACACUAACUCAAACCCUAAAACUAACCAUGCUUCUAAACCGAAACUUCAGUUUAACAUUUUCCGUUGUAGCUUCGGGUACCUUUCCACUAACGAUUAGAGCAUUUUCCUUCAGCUAACUUUACUUUCACUGCCCACGUUGCACCAGGACAGGGUGAUCGAUCCCUAUCAAAAACUGGAACAAGGAAAAAUGACCCCAUAAAUAAGAACGAGGCGAAUGGUCUCAAUGUGCACAAAUCGUGAGGAGUUUGCGGCCGAAGUAGAGACUUCUGUAAAUUAUUUGCAAAAUCAGCGGAGUGUAUUAUUUGUCUGCUGGAUAGCAGUACGCAGUCGUAAGUUUUUAAAAAAUAAUCCAAUCUGAAUCUUACAGUUCGGUUGUGGAAAUCACAGCAAGAAUAAUUUUAGUGCAAUUUUUACAGUAAACGUAGAUAGGUUUUUGAGUGCACAACACCGUUUUCUUUCCUCCAAAGGUGGGAUUAUGGUCAGAGCGCAGGGGAGAACAUCCGUACUGUGGAGGAACCCUCAUCAGUCGUUCCCUCGUUGUGACUUCGGCACAUUGCGUUGGCUCCCUCGUUGGCUGCCCUGAUUCGGCAUUCGGAAAAGUAGUGCAGAUUGCAGAUCAGCCAGAGGAUCGGCUUCAUGUGCUGGUUGGUGCUCACGAUUAUACUCAAGCAGAUGCCUCUUGGCAGUUGCGUCUUGUGGUGUAUGCAGUCGUCCACCCGAACUACGACGACGGCGCGGGAGAAAAUGGCUACGACAUCGCGUUAUUAAAGCUUCGCGAGCCCAUACCUCAAGGUAGGUUGAUAGACUCCUACUUAUCAUCAUCAUCAUCAUCAUCAUCAUCAUCAUCAUCAUCAUCAUCAUCAUCAUCAUCAUCAUCAUCAUCAUCAUCAUCAUCAUCAUCAUCAUCAUCAUCAUCAUCAUCAUCAUCAUCAUCAUCCUCAUCCUCCUCCUCCUCCUCCUCCUCCUCCUCCUCCUCCUCAUCAUCAUCAUCAUCAUCAUCAUCAUCAUCGUAGUCGUCGUCGUCGUCGUCGUCGUCGUCGUCACCACCACCACCACCACCAUCACCACCACCACCACCACCACCACCACCACCACCAUCGAACAAAGGGGCUAGUGUACAGAACAGUCGGAGUCGCAUAAUCGUCGACUCCAUGAACCCCAACUGUGCGUAUUACGAUCUCUAAGCCAGCGUCCUUUUUUAUACCUUUAAUCUGCUUAGCGAUCGAAAUGCUACAGACGUCUUGAGAAACAGUGCGUUAAUAAUAAGUAGAAACGAUCGAUGAAACAAGAGCUCUAUUCGCCUGACGUUUCGGAUUCAAGCUGAAACCUAUCACCAGAGUCAGUAACAGAUACGACAAAAUCGUACUGGUCCCAAGUCUUCGGGAGCAAUCCCGUACAUCGAGAAUGUCUUCAGGGCCGCCAGUCGCCUUCUCGCGCCGUUGGUCGUUGGAGUUGUACACAGACUGGAGGCCACCAUAAGGCGUCAGGCGAUGAGAUCAAAAGAUCUUCUGCCACGGCAAGAAACGUCCGGGGUCCUUUACCGGAUCUGAUGCAGUUGCGGGCAAAAUGGAUAAAAUGAAACACUGCUCCGGACGCAAAUGGCCGAAUACGAAGUAGCAGAGCGGAGAAAUGACGCGGCCCGUUGGACGACACACGGCCGCACAUUCAUGUUUUAUGGGGCCAACAUUCUCGCGAGAGCAGAUAAUUGCUGCGUGAGCAGCGAAUUACUUGAGUUAUGGUUAAUGGGACAUAAGUCUAUCACCAAGAGCAGUGAUAUCCUCGUUCCAUGUUCGAUGCUGAGGUAUAGUCUGGGCAAUGUAAUUAACCCCUCGUAGAGCGUACAGGCCGGUGGGCCAGGUGGACGAGCAAGCAUAACGCCAGCAGCCAACACGGGUAAUGAAAUUUCAGCAGUUAACAUCUUGCAUGCCCGUCCACCAAGUAAUUGGCGCACCAGCGGGGAACAAUUUUCGAUGAAGGGGAAAGCGGUUAAUUAUCGUAGGUAUGUGGUGGCAUAGCGACUGCAUCCCAUAAAUACUGAAACCUCCUGUGUACGAAUCACUCGUUUCUGUUACAGCCUCUAUUGAUGGGUGCAAGCGAUAAUCUGAAAGGUCAGGCGAAUAAAGCUCUUGUUCCAGCGAUUGCAUGUACUUCCUAUCAACUACUUCCUGGAACUCGCAUCUUCGAUUGAAUCGACAAUGGCUGCGUUACAGUUUCAUUAACUGCUGAUCACUGUGCCUUAUGAAUCCCAUCCAUAACAAUGCCGUGCACUUAAUCGAUUAUUGAUGAGUUUGUGCAUAUUACCGCAGGUUAUUGAGCGUUCAGGCGUGCUUGCCUAUUGUCAUGUUAGACAGAACGCAUUUCACUAAACAACUUCCCAUUUUCUUCCAUGCUUUCUACCUGAUGUCUCCAAGAUGAGCGAGUGCAGCCAAUUUGCUUUCCGUCCAAAAACGUUGUGCUGCCGCGAGGUUCCAUUGGCUACUUCACCGGUUGGGGAGGACUGUAUACGGAGUGGUCAAGGGACAAGCUGGUUCUUCCAAAAACUCUUAGAGAAGCCCAGGUCCUUAUGGAAUUUGUUGAAAGCUGUAACCAAUUCUUUGGCUUUUCUCUACCCGAAAGCAAUGGAUGCAUAGAAGUAAAGGACAGGGUAAGUCAUUACAGCUCAAAAGCAAAUAAAUUCGUGAAUAUUUUGUUCAUAAACUGGCAUAUGCUACUUAUUGAAAUAAGUAGUAAACAAUAAAUCCCCAGUUAACUCACGUCGCAUUACUAAUGGUAGCUGUUCAAAUGUCUGCGAGUACUUGAGGUUUAUCAGCAAGCCACAAAGAAACGAGCCGUUACGCAGUCUGUUAUGCAAAUGGCCCCUCAAGGACAAUUUAUACGUGUCUGUUGUUAAUCCUCUUCAAAAGAAGGCGGGGGAGAGAAAUAGGCGACUCCAUGGACCACACUGCAUUUGUUUUGACGUUUCGCAAACUUCAUCGUGUCCAUCAUCAGAGUGGUAAGGUAUGUGUUCCUGCUAACUUGGAGUUGUUCUAUCUUGCCCUCAGUCUCGUAGUAUAAACAUAACUGACGCAGGUAUCGGCGUUGAUCUGUCCGUGGCCGACUGCCGGCGCGUUCGUGUGACCUCUUUCCCCUUCCCGACCGUCGUUGUCGCUGCAAGGUCGGUGUGCCCGUGGGCCCUCCCCUCGUAACCUGAUGGGCUGAUCAGCUCCCUUCGCAUGUGCGAAUCGCGUUCACCUGCUUGGACGCGUCGGUGGGUGGAUGUCUCGCGUCGGUCGCUCUAUCCCCCUGCCGUGAAGGUGAAAACCAUUGAAGGAGGCGCGAUUUGUUCGCCAGGAAGCGUCAUCGGCAAGCAUCACUGGCUGAACUAAUGACGAGAUGGUCAGACUGGUGCUCAAACGUUGGUCCUCAUUUGGCACAAUCAGCAGGGCUAUUGAUCUUCAUCUGGCCUACCAGACGCUACUUACAAGGCCCCAGUCAAUCCAUACGGAGUCGACAGCACUGGCGAUCGAGUUGAGACUCCUCCAACAGUUGUCACCUUCAGAGCAGGGGAUAGAGCCGGCCGUAGGUCACAAGACCGACGCAUCCAAACAGAUGAACGCGAUUCGCACAUACGGCGGGAGCUGAUCAGCCCAUCGGGUUAUAAGGGAGGGGGGGGGGGACACCGGUAAACGGAUCUUGCAGCGACGACGGUCGGGCAGGGAACAGAGGUCACACAUGCAUACGAUCGGUCGGCAGCAGACACGUUAGAUCGAUCGUCGUUGUCGACGGCAAGGCGACAGCAGGGACGAUGACUUGCGUGUGAAUUAGUUUAUAGUGAAUGUAGACUCGCGCGGCAUCGGUCACACCCUCUCCUACUCCAACCUGAACCCGCUGUCAAGACAGGGCCAAGAAGACCGGAUUCAGGGGAGGGAGCAGGUGGAUGGCGCGGUCGAGGCCACACCCCCUGGUCCAGUCAGCAAAUGACCAGGACUCUAAACAUCAACAUAAAUUGACCAGGAUUUUAACUAACAACAACAAUGGGGGACGUCAGAGGGCAACUUGUUCUGCCAUCGCACCCCUGAAGUGUAGGCAUUAGUUACCGUGCGCAUUCCCAUAACACCUGCCAGAGUCCAAUAUGGCUCCCGGAUUGGCCCAGCGCAUCAGCCAACUUGCCCGUUUGGUGAACACGACUAUGGACAGAUCAACGCCAAUUUCCAACCAGAAGACAGGCCAUAGUUCGCGCGCGGCGAGGCAAAACCACUCCGGGCUGGCAGGAAGAGACACCCCACCAAUCGGAUGAUGGGAACGAGGAUUUUUCCCAAACGUUAGCACGUACACAUUGUGGUCCAUGGAGUCGCCCCAUUUUCUUCCUCAUCCUCUUUUAGGGUUGAUGAGCAGGACAGUUUAUUCGGACCUCAAAUCUGCAGUUACGCAGAUACCUGUCUACAUACAGUUAGUAAAUUGGGAGCGCAAUCUGACUAUACCGUAUAAUCAAUAAACACUUCUUGUAUGAGAGCAGACACAAGUACAAGUAAUGUGAAAUUACUGACUGACUACUGUGACCUCUGAUGAUGGGUUCGCGAGAGAGUCCGAAACGUCAGGCGAAUAUAUGUCUAAUUCCAGUGGUCGCGUCUUCAUCUUCCGGACCGUUUCAGCCUGGAUGCAGAGGCGUUUGGUGUUUAAGUUUCAAAUCGUCUUCUCUUCGAAAAAACCGACACGGUAUUUCACAGCUGCAUUCUGACUGCAACUUUCCAGUUUAAUUUGCACAUUUUAAGUGACCCUUCUCUGUGUUUUAGAACCCCUGUGACGGAGACAGCGGCGGUGGACUCUUCUGCCCUUCAGAAGACACCGACAACAGAUGGUCUCUGUGUGGAAUUAUAGAUGGUGGAACAGAAGACUGUAAGGGAGAAUAUGCAGUUAUCGUGAAAAUUGCUAUGGUCCACACAUGGAUGAGAAAUACUGCGUUUAUGCUUGGUCUAUAAUAUGCCACUGAGCAAUUGUUGUUCGGAUGCGAAUGACAAUAAAGUAUUCUGGGAAACCAUGCUGACUGUCUAGCUUCGAAAUACUGAGCAUUUCCACUCAAUUGAUGUAGCAUGUAAACCAGAAAUAAGGAUUUAGAUCAUACGGAGUUGCUUCGAUGUCAUUCCACGAGGGUUCCGGUCGGUGACAUUGCCAAACAUGCGUUAAUAGGAUGCAAUGCCUUUCAGGAGAUCGGCUUUACUCAUUAUUACUGAGAGAUUGCUAACAAAUACUGGAUUCACAAAAUUAUUUUCUAGGAUCCGAUCCUUAUUCGUUAACUAUUGUGUUUGACUUGAGGUAGGGAUAGUUGCUUACAGAGACAAAUUUAUUGGUUCAUGAACUGUCGUCAAAUCCGAGGUAAAGAGGGUAAAGAUCUGGCGAAGGCCCCUAAGAACCUACGGUUUCGAAAACGUGACUACUUUACGUGUUUAAGUAGAUCGUGUUUUAUUCAGUACUCUCCUAAACAGUUAGACUGUCAAUGUCUGAAAGCAUUGACAUGCAUUUUGCCCGAUGCUGUUUGGCAGUAUCGCAAAAGUGUGAAACCCUCAGUCAUUAAUUCAUGCUUCAGGCAUGCUUUGAGCUGUGUGGUGGCAAUCAUUUUUAGCAUAACAACCAUGCAGUAGGUGCUUAAUCUUUUGUCCAGAACGGCCGUAAUUUUCUUCAGCGGUGGUGACUCAAGACUAGUAGCCUCACGAGCGGACACUCGGAAUGUUUCGUCUCUAAGGAACUUUGUCGAAUUUCCUCAGUAGCCUAGAGAGUUUCAGGCGCAUCGUUCUUAAGCAGACAGAAUGGUUAUGUCUGCAAGGGUUUCAACACAAUUUGUUUCUUCUUUGCAGGUACGAUUUUGGAAUCGCGCAAAAAUAUUUUAUCAGGGAAAAUGAUCGAAAACAGAAAACGACCAGUUCUGCGUUUAGUGUUUUAUUUUGAGGGAGGGAUAGGCGUACGUUAGUUAAAUAUGUCGCCUGAUUUUUUUGGAGGUCGAGAACUGGAAAGGGUCUCCCUGGAAUUGUGGGAAGCAACACAGAAGGUAAGUUAGUAAGUUUUCGUCUCCUCAAGGGAAAGGAUUACUUUCAAUCAGUUAUCAUGUAACAGUAGACCAGUGUGUACAAAGGCUGAGGUGCGUGCGCCGAUUUUAGUAAUUAUUAUGCUAAUCAACGAUGACUUGGAUCUUUAUGAUACAACUGUACCAUAGGAACAUGAAUAUUACUUAUCCGACGUUGUCGAUGCCCACGAAACCAUCAAUCACAUACUUAUCAGAAUUACCAGGUCUGCAUUCAUCACGAAUUCUCGUAACUGUUUACUUGAGUCGUUAAUCGCUGCAAAACACUAUCUCAUCAUGCAAUCCCAUUGUUAUCGCUAAGUGUAAGAGCCUGGUAUAGUCGUUGCUCGUGGUAUUACCGAGCCACGGGUUCGUGGCCCAGUGGUUAGACGCAUGGACUUCUAAAUAACAGGUGGCGAGUUCGUGUCUCGGGUGUUCCACACUUCGGAAUUGCGGAUGACUGGCUGACGACGGCUAAUAAGCCAGAAAUGGCCAUUCCAGUCUCCCUUGUCUUAGUCGGUAAUAUAAUUAUGUCUAAACGUACGAAAACGACCAGUAACUAUCAAGCUAAGAAUCCGCAGGAAUAAAUAAAUUUUGGCAAUUAACAACUCGAGUGUGAACAAACAAGCCAUAAUCGCACGAAAUACGAUCCCCAACAAUCAAUGCGAGAACUGUUAAUUAUAGUAAGUCCACGUUUCUAACCACACUGCCUAUAUCAUGCGCCGGUGUGCGGCUGCUAAUUGGGCUCGAUAGAGAGCACGUAAGGCACAACGGAAGGCGUGAGUUCCGUAUGAACGAUCGGUGAGCGUCCCCUACCAUUCCAUGGCUCAUUUGAAUGCUGUUGACAAUGUUGCCAACGGAAAGUGCUGUGCCUGGAUUUGUUUUAUAACAGAGCUUCGGGGACGCUUGUGUGUCCAGCUAAAGUUUGUAAACAUACGGUUGUCGCAAGGUGUGGCAAGUAAGGUGACAAUCUGGCAGACGUAGAGUACCUUUGGCGACUGAGAACCAUCAUCGCAUUCAACCACCUGCGCAAGUUCACUACUUUUUUCUAACAAUGAAAACUACGCCCUGGUGUUUGAUAGUACAGUCAUUGACCGAGCAUAUUAAAUUUUGGCCGAAAUUUUGGAAUUCGUUUUAGAUUAGAAAAGAUUACUUAGGAGGGCGUUUUUAAUAUACAUUAGCAUGCGGCAUGACCCCAUGAUAAUUCAGAUUGCACAGGAUGUUGACCUCAGAAUGCGUUUCUGUUCGACUUCCGUUAAAAUCCGCAUUCGGUAAAAAACGUUUAAUUAAUUAGGACCAAUUUCCCACAUCGAUCUUUCAUGUCCUUGUUAAAUAAAUCAUACAUGAAAGAAAACACACACAAAGUAUGCUUUUUUGAUCAUCCGGUAGCAAAUCAUGUCGCACUUUUUACUCGAAGAAAGUGUAUAUUAAGGUUUUAAAAGGGUUUCCCAUUCCCCGAAUAAUUUUGGGUCUGAUCAGCCGUUGAAUUACCGUCUAGCGACAUCGGUCCACAAUGCACACAAUUCCCGCAUAUGAAGUAUACCGUUUAAAAGGUACUCUGCCGAAUUUAUAAAAUUUUGCAUUGAAUGCUGAUUAUAUUGUACACUUCAUGAGGGGCAUAAAUAAACGCACACUUGUGAUGUUGCACUAAUGGAAAUUGCGGGUUCCUAAAAAACCUUAUCAUUAGAAACAUCUUAAAAGCAAAAGGUACCGUAGCUUCGAGUGUACACUGUAAUGACGAUGUACGUUGCUAUCAAAUGAGCAGAUAAAGGUGCAUUUUUGCGAGUUGUUUAUAAUAUUUAAUUUAAUUUAUAAGGACAUAAAAAGCAGAGUGAAAAAUGCAUGUUAAAAAGUAGUCACUUUUCACCGGGCGCGGUGUUUACAGGGAAUCGUAAAAAGCGCAUUUAGAAACCGCAUAUACUUAACCCAUACCGUAAAUCCUUCAUUAUUCCUGUGCCCAAUACCUAUGGUCCAGGGCUUGGACAGGUAUUUAACUGGCAAAAGAACGGGAUCUUGGUAGACCCUUUCUGUUUCUUAGUAAGCCAACUACGAAUACUCUUGUACAUGAAUGGGUCGCAGCGUUUUAAUUUUUCAGGUUUAUCUGACGGAUUCUGCAAAGCCCGUUAAAGCACACCUGCCAGAUUUAUUCUGCUUUUGACCCCUUAACUAUCGCUCCAUACUACCCUGGUUUUGUAUAAACGCAUACGGCGUAAUACUGUCCAAACUAGUGCAGUCUUACUUGCCAGUUUCGAGAGAUCUUGAUUAGAGUAUAAAUCAGCAUAUGAUAUACCAUCGUGUACAUUGGCACCUGUUUACAUGUAACCCGAGAAUUUAUAACAGUAUUAUUUUUGAAGCCGUUGCUCACAUUUGUAGCUGUUAGCAAGCGUGUUCCGUGUGAUUAAACGCAUAUUAUUGCUCAAGUACUCAUUUUGACGCAUUUCGUAAACACUUUAGUGCGCGGUUUUAGCAAAGUUGGCCAAACUUGGAAAGUGCGGUUUGAAUUACCUACAGAUACAGUUAGGAUGUGUGUUCAGAUGAAUUACGCGUAGGAGAUGUGUUAAGUGAUAAAAUGUUAAAUAAAAUUCCGAAAUGCGUUUCUGAUCGAAAAAGAUUAUUUAAAUAGGGUUUUUAUAUUAAUUAACCUGCGGCAAAAUUCCAAGAUAUCUCACUCUCAUCGGAAAGUUAGCUGUUGAGCGAAUUGCUUUCCGUCCGUCAGCAACAACCAACUCUGUAAUAAACGGCUACUUAUAAAUUUCUCUCAAUGAAAAAAACGCGCAUAAAAUAUCAUUUAUGCUGGUCUGGUAGAAAAGUGGACCUUUUUCAAAUUUAAUGCCCGAAGAAAGUGUACAUUUCGGCCUUAAAAGCUUUUUCGAUUUCCAAUCAAUACUGUGCAAGAGAUCAUGUAUAAAUACUGUGAUUUUUACGGGCAGGUGGAAAGAAUUUCGACCACAAGAUGGGAUUUUCAAGCAACUGAAUUUCAUGAGAGUAUACUACAUGGUCAUUAAUCUCACAGCUCUACCGAAAUGAUAGUUUCCAGUCGAAACAUCGUUUCGGAAUUUCGAUUAAUAUUUCAUAAGUUAGCACAUCUACCGUCCGUAAACCCUCCGCACAAACAUCUUAGCUGUAUCCAAUUUUAACGUAAUUCAAACUGUACUUUUCCGUCUAGGAAAAGUGCGAACUGUAGCCGAUCAGCCUAGGUUUCAUGAGCAAAUAUUAGCCACAGAAUCCAAAGUUGGCACUGCUAGAACUCGCGGCACGGUUGUUUAUUAAGGCAUGUGUACUGUCUGUCGCAGGCGUUUCCAUUGUAAAACAAGGCGACAUAAGUGGAAGCGUUGCCCAGCACACAUAAAUCAAAGUUGGAGAUUAGGGUUGGGUAUAUGGUGUGGUUUAGGACUAGGAUUAGGAUUAUAGGCGGGGUUAGGAUUAGUGCUAGGUUAUGGAUCAGGGCGCGGGAAUAGUUGCCCUGUCUGCAAUCUGGCGAAAGUUCACCUGUCGUACGGUGUGAGGGUCCCACCUCCGUGUAUUGUCUCCAGUUCUAAUAGAGGUAGUGCGUGAACUGUUAUUAACAGGCGUUUUUGAUCGAUUGAAUUGGUUACUCGACCAGUCGCGAAAAUCUCGGCGGGGUUUGGACCCAAGACUGAAGGGCAGGGUUUGAGUACGGCAAACGCUACUUGUUGCCAAGCUGGCAUACAGAAGUGAGUUUGCCCCUAAAUCAAACAGUUGGCUCUGCUAGGCUGUUUAUUUGGUAAGGGUUUUUCUGUCCCAAUGUAAAGUGUCAUGUGGACACUGCCAGAACAGAUUCUAACACUAGCAACGAGGCACACUCUGGUCGAGAAUCUUGAGUGAUGGUAACAAAGAAGAGUAACUGUUGGUUAGUCGGCCACGUUUUGAAGAACCGGAAUUGGGAUAGGUCAGUAGAUCUGGUGCUAUCGUGUCCAAUUCACACCUCGGAAGUUCUUGAAAAACUGGGCGCCAAAGUUUAUCUGUGUGCGCUUCUAUCCUAAGCGCCCAUUCUUCAACCUGUCGAACGGCGCUGAUUGGAUGCAAAGGUUGCAAAGUUCCAACUAUCUGCCAGAUCGGCACCUCCUGUGCUUUGGUCUUUGCGUAUUCUAGACUCAGCUUUUGCAUUGUAUCCACCCAGGUGUAAUUAUAAGGCGAUAAUGGUUUCCGCAUUUGAGGCUGCAUAAUUCCUGCAUUAGGAAUGCCUGUUCUAAAAGUGCCGUACCGAACAUUUCUCUAAAUGCUGAAGGAUACGUUGUGGGGCCGUGUUUGUAAAUAUAUAUUAUAAAAGCUAAUAUGCAUAUUCUUUUGCAUCAGUAUUCGCCAAAUGCUUCAAUAAUAAAAACGUAUUCAGUUGACAGAAAAUACGCACUUCACAAAUAAGUAAUACGUCAAUACUUUCGAAAACUAUCAUACAUUUAUUAAAAUGAAGGGUGUUACUGCAAAUUGGAUAGUAUAACUUAUGUUUUGUAACUGGUUUUUCGGACGCGUAGAGAACCCUAGCUAAUUGAGAGAUGUCGCAUCAGCAUCACAGUCGCUUACUAACUGUACAUUCCAGGAAAUCCUAUAAAAAAAGAUGAGGAGAGUUGUAUCAUUUGUGCUGACGCACGCCUUUUUUGAUAAUCUUCCUUCAUCCUGAGGAGCCAAUCGCCAGCAACUUUUUCCAAAAAGCGCCGACAGCAUUGACCUUAUGUACAAGUUCACGUUUACUUUGUCAAAUGAACCUUCGGAAUGCAAAUAUGCAGAACUUCAGGAAUCGAAACAUGAAAGAUCGCUGCGUAACCAGAAUUCAAUAGCAAGUAGUCGAGGAUCACUUGCUCAAGGAACUUUCCUCGUCUUCAUUAUUAAGUGCAUGCAUAUAAUCCAUGGAGUUGAGAACAGGCAGAUUUUAGAUAAUUCACAUUGACCCAACAGUGAAAAACUCGGCGCCUCGGUGGGAUUCGAACCCACACAGUAAGAGAAGGGGUUUAGUACAGCCAACGCUCUAACCACGUGCGCUACGAGGCGCCGAGUUUUUUACACUUCGGUCAAUGUGAAUUAUUCGAAAUCUGCCAAAACAUCGUUGAAUUAAGUGAGCCUGAAAGUCACCUGUUGGAUUCUAGGUGAAUUAAUUAGAAAAUCCUGUUUGGGCAGUCAACUUACCGUAUCAGAUUUAAUGGAUUCCAGACGUUGCUGUAGGUUGGGCGGGUACCGUGACCCAAAUGUGAUUAAACUCGCGUCGUCUGGUAUGGCUUCGUAGCUCAAGCGGUUAGAGCGUUGGCCGAACUAAAGCCUUCCGCUUACUGCAUGGAUUCAAAUGCCAUUGAGGCGCUCGUUUUUUACAGUUGCGUCAAUAGAAAUCCUGGUUAAAUUGAUGGAUAAACAUGGGCGUAUUAUCCCCUUUCAGAAGGCUUAAAUAUGUAGCCACACUAAGACUGUGCUUGCGACUGAAUUUGCCUUCCGUGAAUAUUUAGAAGUCGUAAAAGUGAAAACCUGGUUGGCGCUUUUGCAUGGAAGCACCUGCUAGUAACUUCUUUUAACUUUGUCUAACAAGAACGCUUGGUAAUAAGGCUGUUGAAUAUAUAGCGAAGGAAAACGAACAUUUAUCCUCGCUGCGUCUGAUAUGACAAAGUGGAAAAUAUAUAGACCGAUUGCUCCAAAAUACCGCUGAGAGACAAUCUUUUAAAUUGCAUAUAUGUAACAGGCAGUUCUUAGAGUUAAGUGUAAAUGCCUGGCAAGUACAAGAGGAGUUAAUUCAGAUGCAUUACUUACGAACGUCUUAUAAAAUAUCAAAGUGAGAUUGGAUUUGUUAAAACGUGAUAUAACGUCGUCAGCUUUCUUUACUAACGGACUGCAGAGUCUUUAGAGGUGUGUUAUCACAUACACUCGGGUUGUGCAACGGAAACCAAAAGCUAGUAUGAUGUUGACUUCUCCGAAUUUCGAUGAUAAAUAGUGCGAAUGUGACGAAAUACCUUCAGUGCAUCAACACUUCAUAUAAUGCAUAAGCCAGCCUAUUUUCCUUUCCGAAUUGUUUUAUGCGAGUGAUUAGCUGGAAAAAAGUCUGCGUAAUUAUCGAGCCUCUUUUAAAAAUCAGCCGAAAUAUAACAUAUGUUCUAGUUUAACUAUCCAGAUUAGACUUUUAAUGUCUUCCAAAACAUAUGCUAUUGCAGUAUGUCGUCUUUGAGCAGUUGUAUGUAGGCCACAGCCAAUAUUAUGGCAGAAACAACACCAUAUUCAAACCAUAUGUGUUGUUGUACCCAAAGGCCUGUCCUUUGAUGAAACCUAGUGUAGAAAAUAGGGACCAGUUUGUGUGUAACGCUCGUAGACGAGCGGAGAGGCCCGAACAGUCAACUGGGAAAAAGAAAUGAGGCCGGCAUUGAUAGCACCUACUCUAAGACACAUGGGCACAUUUCCUACUAAUAUGAAUCCGACGAAUUUAGUUGUUAACGGCACUCUAAAAGCCAUGAUUUAAAAGGAAAUCAACUGGAUGGAGGAUAGAUGACCAAACUUAACGUAGAAUUUAUGGCUAGACAAGAGAGUCCUUUACAUAGUUUAGAAUAUUCGGCGGGAAGGAUGCUUAAUUUCUUUGUGGGAAAUCAAACGUAUGGUACAAUGACAGGUAUUCCUUCUCCAAUACACGUUCAAAUAGACCGCUCAACUUUCAGGACAGAAAUGGUGGCUCUUUUGGACAUCGGGUUUUAAUCCAGUAUCUAAACGCUUUAUGCUGAGGGCCUAGAAAAUGAGGGCGGCAGUCAAGAAGUCAUUCAUUACUCCCUAAGUCGCAAGAAAGUAAGUGCAGACUCAUAUAGUAUGACGACCGUAAUUUGCUUAGGCAAUAUGGCAUUCACUUCUUGUUGAUACUUGCCUCUAUUGAACUAAUUUGAGGCGCAGUAAACCUCUAUUUUAAUAAGAAUCAAAUUCAUGUCUGUUUUCUAAAAGGAAAACGGACCGAAUGUGCGCGAAAUUGGACAUUCCCGACUAUUCACUUCAUCUCCUACGACAUUUAUCAUGCGUCAAAACCUAUUGUUUGUGCGUUUUGCGUACAACAACACCAAUCCGUACAGAAGGUUAACCCCAGAGGUGCAUUCGCUUAUACGACGAGGUUUUAUUAUUCAAAAAGCAGGAAGAACGUCCCAGGCUCACAGAGCGACCAAUCUAGCCCUCAGCAAUAGAGACCACAAAUAGCGAAGUCUUAAGCGAUAUUAACAAAAGUCCUUCCGUUUCGAUAUCGAAUGUCACCGUGAUUUUGCUGGAUAAUGCUUUUUCUGUCGCUCAGUGGAAUGAUUGUGGUUCAGCUUACGACUUAAACCUUAUGCUUGGACGAGAGACAACCUAGUCGCGUUCGGUCUAAGAAGAAUGUUGAGACCUCCAAACAACUCAAGCUGCAGCUCGAGAGAGAGCUUCAAGGUACAAUGGGACGAGUGGGAACAGUAACAAAAUCGUUGCGCGCCCCUCUACGAAUGAGGACAUCAAAUUUUUACGCGUAUUUCGAUUCAAAAUCGCAAACUGCCAGAGAGUCCAACAGGCUUCUCCAUCGUUCUUUCCUUCGCCCCCUCCACAUCCCCAUUUCCAAGAUUGUCUACAUAUGCAGGCCACAUUCCCAAUAUUUACAGUGAAUACUCUCAUAUACCUCAAAUUAUCUUAGUUCCGCAAAUAUUCUCAUGGUACACUUGAGAAGUCAAGUUGACAAACACGUGUUUUCGGUUAUUCUUCGUCAGGCCAGUACAGUUACAUGAAGGAAUGAAAAUUUACAGAAUUACCAGUGUUUAUAGGUGUCUCAAGGGCUAUUAACUCACUAACACUCAUCUUCCCCACGCCGCCCGCAUGACGAGGUCGGCGGGUUUUGGUCCUUAGAGUUAGGGGAGGAGAGUGCUCUUGGAUUGAAUACACAUAGUACCCAUCACUGUUAUUAGGAAUUUGAGGCGACAUGUGGUCAUCACUUGAGGGUGGCGUUGGCCACGGCAGAGAGAGCGCUUGUGUCAGGGUUUUCUGACGGCUUAACACCGGAUUCGCUAGCCGUAUAGCCACUGCCUCGGCCGUUGCUAGUAUCCGUUGGCGUAGCCCUUUAGAGAAGCUUGUUGGUGUCCGAUAGAAAACCUGAAAUACUUCCUUGACAUGGACUCGAUGAUCCGCAUCGAUUAAAUGUGCGAGAAUAGAACUCGAAAUCGGUCGGAUCUCACAUCUGUGUAACCAGGCGGACAUAUGUUUACGCACCCUCUUUACAAGACGUCUCGUUGUACGGCCGCUGUAUCCCGCUCCAUAGGAGUAAGUGAAUGAGUAGAUGCACAUUGAUGUGGCCUCCAACGGUAGUCUGUCUUUACCUCCCAAACAUAGGAGGGGAGAUUUUGUAAAACACAAGCGUAAAUUCGCCGCGGGAAUGCCCUCGUGAUAGCUGUAGUUAUUCGCCGUCUGACUAGUUCGCUCUCUGCGUCUCCUGCAAAAGGCAAUCUUAUGAGUACAUUUUUCAUUUCCACAUUCGCAACAGUGGGCUUUUCGGCGCGAUCCCCAAUAUUUCGGAGGAUAAAUCUAUCUGGGUACCCUAUCUCGCGAAGUGUGUUCCGCAGCUGUUGGAGCUCUGCUUCAACAGCUUCAGGUGAGCAGAUGCGCCUUACUCUAGUUGCCAAUCCCUGGACUAGAUUUCGUUUGAUGUUGAGGGGAACAAAACUGUGGAAAUUAAUGUAUUGACCCGUCCAGGUUUUCUUUCGGAACACCCUGCGCUGGAUAGACUCAUCCUCCUGCCUGUGUAGGGGGACGAUAUCUUCUGUCUAGCGGAUGGUACCACCAACAUCGAAGACCUUGUCCAAAAGUUAAACAGUGCGCAUCCAUCACUAAAGUUCACUGUCGAGUCUGACGCAGAUGACGAAAUUGCGUUUCUCGAUGUCCUCCUACACAGGCAGGAGGAUGGGUCUAUCCAGCGCAAGCAAUGUUCUAAAGAUCAGCCAAUAUACAAACUACCAAUCAGCGGCCUGAAGCAAUAACCAAUAGGCAACAUCUCUGGCACUUGUUCGCUGGAUAAAUUUGAGCAAUUCACUACUUGCAAAGGUUAACGCCCUGCAUAAACAUUGCCUGUGAAUGUCUAUCGACAUGAAUCAACAUUUAAAAGAAGGUAAGUUUGAAAGAGUUCUUUGUUUCCGAAGAGAAAAGACAAUUCUAUAUUCAUAUCUUGCAGUUAUUUUGUCGUAGUAACGUUUACUAAGCGGUCAUUUAGCACAUUUUACAUUAUGUUCGGCCGCUUUUACUCGAAAACGAGUUCAUUUGGGGAAUAUUAAACGGUCUAUUGUCUUAAUAAGCAUAAACGCUUUCUCUGCACACCUUGAUAGAUACGACAGUUAAAAGAUAUAAAUAUAAGACAGAGUCCCCGAGACAACCGCUACCUCGUAAUUAAAUUCAGGCUUCAUCUCGCUGACAGUGAGCAUAAUUCAUAGAUUUGUGGAGUUCGAUUCUUGUGUAAACUGUACCGUAUUUCUGCAGUGAUACUGAAAGAGGGGUGGUCGCAGACUGGUAUUAUUUGAUCGGACUAGGUCGUCAUAGUUUAAGUAGAAGUUCCCCUAAUGGGCAGCAGUUAUCGUUGGGUCGACCUAUUCAUAUGUGAGCGGCAAAGUAAAUGUAGAACGUAUUAUAGUUCGAACGUUGUGUUCGACGAUGUCCAACUUGUGCUUUACAGGAAGGUGAGGGAGGCACAGUGACUUACGUGGGGAUUAGUUUAUAGUGAGAGUAGACUUGUGCGCCACCUGCCGUACUCUCUCCGUCUCCGUCUCUUCACUGGAGCCCGGUGUCAAGACGCAGUCAAGAUGACCGGAAGUGAGGAAGGGCGCAGGUGACUGGCACGGCGAGACCCGCACCUAGGCGUACCGCCACAACCCCCGGUCCACAACAAACAUUUGACCAGGAUUUUCUCCAAAAAUGGCACCAUGACGGGUCAGAAAGACGAGCAUGACUAAGCAGACAUGCUUACAAGCUGUAUUCACGGGAGGGGACGGUCGCCGGCGCAUCUAGCGGUAGGGUUCCAGGCAUCAUGGAACUGCUAACGCAAACUAGACCGCGCUGGACUUGGUUUUCUGAUCCUGACAUAGCAGAGGCAUACAUUCCUUGAGGUCCACUAUGAACUUAUACUGUCGAACACUUUGCCAGUGGAAUCACAAGACCCAGACACCGCUGCUUACAUUUACUCAAGCAAAUCAGUGUUUAUAGUCAUACAGGGAUGCCAACAGUUUUGACACAAACUACGCGGAGAGACCAAAAGGACAAAUUUCACGUUUGAUCUUCGCGUUUGAUUAGUGUUUGUAUUAAGCAGUUUACCAAAUAUAAGGCAGAAGCGAAAAAUGCUUAUCAAACGAAGAAGACGCGAUCAAUGGAACAGGAAGUUACUUUGUCUGGCCUCUUGAAUUUUCCCACUCAUCAUCCUGAGACAGUUGCAAAUAAGGAGACAGAACUCGCCUCCUCUUUCCUAUCGGUAAAAACGACUGCAAUUCGGUAAUCGUGCCGGUCAGACGGGCUUUAGGCAAUUUAAAACCUUCUUAAACAUUUUUGGCAAUAAGGCUUUUGGCAUUAAACGGACCAACGGGACAUACGUCAUGAAAACAUCAAUAUUCCUGAUGAUUCUACAAAUCGAAUGCAACUUUGAUGUAAGUGUAGUGGCCAGGACUGGAGGUGACUACGCAGGGCUCUGUACGACGGCGCCAUAUCGAUAAAACGAUUAACCGAGUUCUCAUCGGAGGCCCAGGCUUCAGCCAAUUCUCGGCAUAUUUUGUUUCCGACUUGAUCGACUAUUUUGUCACUGCGAGAUUAGACUCGUGAUCUAUUUCGUAGGUGGGGGCGGCCACUUAUGAUAAUGCGUCGCCUCGUCGCACAGCCAGCUUAUGUUCGUGUAUGCGGGAUCCGAGCAUGCGCACAGUCACCUCCAGGCCGGCGCCGUCGGUCGAUAAUUGGCCUACAUGCCCCAUAACUGUCGCUUGUUCUGUUGCUGCUACUACCUCUGACGAUGGACUCCUGUACGAGUCUGAAAGCUGAGGACAAUAAACAAAGUGCUCUGGUGCUCUACUCUUCUUCUUCGCUUAAGCAUGCACCUGGAACUCGAGAUUUCAUCUUCAUUCGUGAAACAUCAACAUUCCUGAUGUUUCCACUAAGCAGAUGCAAAUGUGAUGUGAGUGUAGUGGCCAUCAGUGUUCCACGAAGAGACCCUUCUAUCCAAUUGCAAGCGCAUCUUGUGCUCCAGAGCCUUAUCUCACCAUUCGUCAAUCCUUCUUUCUAGGAGAUCCCGAGCCCACCGUUAAUCCGGAAAAUAUCACACUCUAUGAGAUGCACUUCUGCCCCUUCUGCCAACGCGUUCGAUACACUCUGGAUUAUCAUCAAAUACCGUAAGAAACUUUACCAAAAUUGUUGAGUCCAAUUCUAAUAAUCUCCAAUGUACACAAUUUAUAUUGAUCCAACUGUGGAAAACGCGUCUUCUCGGUGGGAUUCGAACCCACGCAGUAAGGGGGUGGCUUUAGUACAGUCAGCGCGCUAACCACAUAAGCUACGAGUUGGGUCAAUAUGAAUUAUUCAAAUUCAGCCAAAACAUCUAUAAAUUACGUGAGCCUGGUAGUCAUCUGGUGGACUCUAGGUGAAUUACUUGGGAAAUCCUGCUUGGGCAGUCAACUUACCGUAUCAGAUUUGGUGGAUUCCAGAAGUUGCGGUAGGUUGGGCGGGUACCGUGACCCAAAUGUGAUAAAACUCGCGUCGUCCGGCGGGGCCUCGUAGCUCAAGUGGUUAGAGCGUUGGCUGCGCUAAAGCCUUCCCCUUACUGCGUGAGUUCGAAUACCUCUGAGGCGCCGAGUUUGCGUCUGCACUAACAUGUUCUUCAGACUCUACAAAAAUUAUUUAUGUAAGUACAGUAGGUGAACUAACCCAUGAAAUGUCAAUCGAAACUGCGAAAGGCGUUCUCGUUUCGAAAAUAUUAAUUAAGUAGUGUUGCAAAACUAAUAAUUGUGCGGCAUUAUUCUAUAAUAAUCUAGUUACCUCAGGAGGCCUUCUUUUGAACGAACUUUACUCUGCAAAAAAAUGUCUACUCAUGUGGCAUGCAAUUUCCUCAUUGAUUUUCGAUGUCCUUUAAAAUUCAAUUAUAUUUCAUGAAAAAAUGCACAAAAUAUGCACUCUUCUAUUAAUUUUGUUAAAAAUAACGUAUUAUUUCAAGAUCACACUCGAAGAAGGAGUAUAAUUUGGUUUCAAUGAAGUCUCUAAUUGUAAACCUUUUAAAACCACGAAAUGGCCUUCCACAAAACAUCGUGUAUCUGAAUUUGCCAAUGUGGCUUCUAAAGUUAACAAUAUUGCUCAAAUCCACUGCUUAAUUUCAUAAACCCCAUAUAAUCUUCUCUUAGUACAGUAGACAAAAGUAUGGUUUUCCGUACACGGAAAAUAUGCGGCAUGUAGUUUUGAAACCCUGAAUGCAAGUAUAACAGCAGGCCGAGUUCAAAAUUAUUCGAGAACAAGAAAAGUUUUUAAAACCAAAGUAUACUCUUCUUUUGAGUAUAAAAUUGGAAGGGGAUGUGUUUUUCUACCGCAUAAGUAAGUGAAUGCAUAUUUUUAUGCAUGUUUUUUCAAGAAAUAUAAAUGAAUUUUCAAGGGCAUCUAAAAACGAUGAGAAAAUUGAAUACAAUUUAAGUAUUCAUUUUUUGCAGAACACGGUUUUAACAUGCAAUCGGAAAUAAGUUCAUUUGAAAGCCGGCACAUUGAGGCAACUGGAUUAUUAUAGAAUUCUGCCGCAUAUUGAUUAGUUUUAAACACUACUUAAUUAAUCUUUGCGAAACGAGACCGCAUUUUGGAAUUUCGGUUGAGAUUUUAUGAGUAAGCCUACCUACUGUAAUUGUUUGUUUUUUCUGUAUCCCGAGGUUGCGUGUCCAUAAAACUGUUUGCUUAAUAGAACAUACUGUGAUUGUUCACUACCAGAUAUGACCGCAUAUUAAUCAACUUGAGCUCAAAGCCCAGUUGGUAUCUGCGGCUGAAUCCGUCGGGGAAGGUCCCGUUGCUGCUGCAUCGAGGUGAGAAAAUGGUUGAGUCGGAUGUUAUCAUGAAGUAUGUCGACCAAAUCAAGGGCCCCGAAACUUCUCUACUGAGCAUUUGCGGCGAGGAAGGUUUUAAGGAGUCGUUGGACUUAUCGUCUGCCGUGAGUCUAAUGACCUUAGCAUAGUCCAUGUAUGUUAUUUUACGUUUUUCGAUCGUUAGAGUUAAAAUAAUUUAUGUCAUAUUACGUGAACCCGGUAGAUAUCUGGUGGACUCUAGGUUAAUUAACUAGGAAAUCCUGCUUGGGCAGUCAACUUACUGUAUCAUAUUUGUUGGAUUCCAGACGUUGCCGUCAGGGCCUCGUAGCUCAAGUGGUUAGAGCGUUAACUGCGUGGGUUCGAAUCCCACUGAUGCGCCUAGUUUUCAUAUUUGGGUCAAAUAUGAAGUAUUUCCUUUCAGCUUAGUUUCCUUUUAGUUUUUGAAUAGUCGCCGUUAUCGUCGUUAUCACAAUAAGCUACAACAUCAACAGAAACAUUGCUCGCAUAGAUGAUAGUAAUAACAGUAUUAGUGAUUAUUUCUACCUCUGCACAUAAACAAUCACUAUAGUUAUGACCGAAAGCAAGAUAAAAAUGAUUACCGCGGUCGCAAUCAUCUUCUGUAAUGAGGACCUUUGUGCGGGCCAAUGAGAAACCUGAGCUCGUCGAUGCGCCUAAUAGAUCGAGGAUUAUCAGAUAAAUGACCUUGUGAACUUAGAAAGAUUGGUUGCAGAACAUACACGGAUUGCAACUCUUAAUUGCCUGUUUGGAUUGGCUUUUACUAGCAUAUCCAGUAAAUGUCAGCCGUGGCAAUAAGAAGUGCGAUUUCAAAGGCCAACGCUUGGAGACUUACAGAAGUUUAUUUCAUCUUUCUGCUGUCUUUGGACCCCCACGUUCAUUUUGCAGUUCAUGGCCAACAUAAGGUUAGUUGUAAGCAUGCAUGACGUUUUUCGAUCAGUCAAAGGGUGCCGAAGACCCUUUUCUUUGUGUUUAUGGUGAGGAGGUCCUUGAAGUUAUUUUGAAAUGGCCAAUGUCCGUAAGGUACCUGAUUAUUGCAGUGCUUGUUUAUGGUAUUUCACGUGGAGUAAUGUGCGAUUGUCUCCUGUUUGAAGUGACUUUAAAUUGUCUCUCGUACUCUCAUUUUUGUAUGCACACACUCGUCAUCUUAUUCACCCCAAGCAAUAAUAGUAAUGUUAAUAAAACUGAUCAUAAUCUUUACUUCUACCACGCCAGUACCACGACAAUGACAACUGUAGUUUAUAUUAUCUUCCGCGGUGAUGGCGCUAAAACAUGCAAGUCAAUAAUUUUCAUCCGCAAAACCACCACAAGAUCCUGGAUUACGGAAGAAGUUGAUUGGGCAGAUUUUUGCAAAUCAGACACAGCAACUGGUAACAACUCCAGCUAACGACACUCUGGUCAUUCGUCAGACACUCGCGGCGGAGACCGUUUGCACUUCCAUCCGCGAAGAAAUACUUUAAAAAAGUCUUUCUGCGAAAGUACCGACUGAAGCUUGUAGUUUGAACUGGAAAAUUGUCUGCGAAAGAUAACUCCUAAUGGUACUUGAAUUCACCUGCGCUGGGAGUUAAAGAUGUCUGGGUUAUUUACAAAUAUCUAAGUUUAUCGCCAGGGCGUUCACCCUGUCAUGGUACUUCAUGGUUCAGCAGGCUACCAUGUAGCAUUUACCAAUGCGAUUAAGCUUUCAUGGAAUUGCACUGUUACAUAAAACUGCCAUUAAGCGCAUAGAUAAAUCUAAUCGACAUUCUGCCCACGCACGCCAUUCAGAUUAUUGGUCCCCGCGUCAGACUGUGCUUCUCAGCCGAGGCCACCAAGACUGACGCGGAUGCCUUCAAGGUCGCUCUGUCAAAUCUGGACAAAGCUAUUAAGGGUUCCUACCUCCUUGGUGCGUCCGUCUUCUUUCUAUUCGGUACUGUUUUGUGUCGAAACAAAUGUGCUUACUCUCUUUAUUUGUCGAUAGCUUUUGCACUAUGCGACCUGAUCAUAAAAUAGUUACUAGUUUGUUAUCUAGAAUUGCCAUCUUGUUGUCUUUAAGUGACACUCUAGGUGCUCAGUUAUAAAUACUCUCCAUUCCGUUGCCCAAGACGACUUUUGUGGAUACAACUGCAUCCCUAAAAAGCCUUUAAACAUAGAUUAUAUUACAGAUAUACGACACGUUCCAUCCGGAAACAUAGUCCAGGAUUUUGCCUAAGCAUUUGUGAUCUGUACAGUUUUUGUGUUUUGCCUAUUUUCCAUGGUGUUUACUUUAUUUGUUCAACUCGCAUUCAUUCUAUAUCCUAUUCUGCAGUCCAAUUGGGACGGCGUAUUUUAUGACAAAAAGGAAUGUCAACAGGUCUGACAGUUUUAAAUUUUUUUGCAAAGGUGAGAAAUUGAGUCUGGCUGAUUUGGCUCUGAUUCCUUUCAUCACUGCAUGGGGCUUCGUCAUGAACCGAUUGCUCAUUGUGGACGACGCCUCCGGUGCGGGUGUCGAGACUGUCGCAUCUCAGUGGCCCAACGUGCUGAAGUAUCGUCAACUCAUGAACCAGAAGCCUUACAUCAUGAAGACCACCUUCUCGGAUGAUGAAUUUGCUAGCUUCGCCGAUGCGUACGGCUUGAAGAAGCCGGCUGCAAACUCCUAG